AUGUCUCAAGAAACUCACAGUCGACCAGGAGGUGGUUAUGGACGACAAGCCCCGAUCCGAUCAUCUAGUGACGAGUCUGGAGCAGCAGCGGCACCAGCAGCAAGGGGACCAACGCUGCCUGCUCAGCGACGAGCAGCAUCUGCUUGGACUAGUGGACGCGGCCCUACAGACCGAGAACACCUACCACCACCACGACGGCCUCCAACUGAUCGAGCAAAUGAACCAGACAAAGAAAACCAACAUCGCAGUGGAAUCGUUCCAGCAAGGAGACUCGACAGGCCUGCUGGACUGGCUUAUAUGGAAGGGAAUCCGCCAAGGCCUGUAAAUCCGGAUAACCAGGGCGCGGCCAUUGGUCGUACUCCAACGCGUCCCACAGCUCAAGCAGCCGAUGACAUAUCUGUAGCAUUAUCUGGCCUUGGUGUUCGAGCAGGCUCGCGUCGGACAGGGAGAGGGCAGAGGACAGAAACAGAUGAAAACGCAGCACAAGGAAUCCCGACGCCGAUAGAGGCACUUCUGGAACGCCUGAGUUCUAUGGCUGAUGUGGUAGCGGAUGCAAACAAGCAUGCAGAAAACGCUGCUGACGUGUCGAAUAAUGCGAUGGCGCGCAACAAGGUCUUGCUGGAAGAGCUUCGGGAUGUCCAGAGGAUGGAGCCAGAUCGGAUCGACGCGGCGGCGUUGGCAAUAGAAGAACGGGCACUGUUAGAGACGGGCCGGGCGCAAAGAGAGAGCGACCGGGCAACUGCCGAGGCCGAGGGGGCAACAUCAGAGUUUUGGCAGGCAGCAAAUAAGGUAGAGCAGGCGCAAGAUGAGACCAUGCAAAUAGCGGCGGAACAGUUGGUAAUAAGGGCAGCGCCAUCUUUUGCGCUGAUCAUAGCUGAAGUGCGGGCAGCUUCAACGCAAGUGGCUGCGCAUGACGCCGCCGCGCGUGCAGCGGCAGGACAGACACUGCAGGCAGCGCGAGCAGCGGAGGCACUCAUGGAGCAGCUUCGCCGCAUACUGGCUCGCCAAACUGGAGGACCUCCCAGACAGGAAGUAGGUCAGCAAACGAAUAGACAGCGUAGAGAUCCUCCAGGUGCAGCAGGCGCGGCCUAA
This is a messenger RNA of Endocarpon pusillum Z07020, 1092 nucleotides long. RefSeq lists its product as uncharacterized. Bases 1 to 1092 code for a protein of 363 amino acids. Lineage: Eukaryota; Fungi; Ascomycota; Eurotiomycetes; Verrucariales; Verrucariaceae. The transcript is spliced from 2 exons. The record is from RefSeq and is a predicted model, not a curated record.